GUCGGAGCUGAAUGCCGCGCCGCGCAUCGCAAGCGAACCGGGUUUUUAAAAAAAAUUAAAUAAUAAAAAUGACCUGGCUUGGAUUAAUAGUGCUGAUUAGCGAUACUGCUUUGAGGAAAUAAGCACCAGAGUGUUUAAACUAGUAGAGAGGGGCGUUAAAUUGAUGGGAGGGAGAGAAGAUUCAGUGGGAUUCAAUUCAAAGUUUAGCCUGUGGAGGAGAACAGGGAAAACGCUGACAGACCCGGUGUAGUGAGACAAAUUUUAUUUUAUUUUUUCAUACAGCUUGUUCGGUGAGAAGCAUUUCCUUCAUGGAAUAUCUCUGAAUGAGAGAGAGAGAGAGAGAGAGAGGACGGGGGAACUUGCCGCUGCAGUGUGCACAGCUUUGUCCAUUGGAAUUAACAGCAGUAAUAACAUGGCUAUCCUGGUUUUCGAUAAUGAUGAAUAUAGACCACCAGUAUGGAAGUCUUACUUGUAUCAGCUCCAGCAGGAGGCGCCACACCCUCGGCGAGUCACAUGCAUUUGUGAGGAUGAAAAUAGGCCAAAAUACUACGGUCGAGAGUACCAUGGCAUGAUCUCCAGAGAGGAGGCGGAUCAGCUGCUGAGUGUGGCAGAAGGAAGUUACCUCAUAAGAGAGAGCCAGAGACAACCGGGCACUUACACCUUAGCUUUACGCUUCGGGAACCAGACCCGCAAUUUCCGCCUCUAUUACGAUGGAAAGCACUUUGUGGGAGAGAAACGGUUUGAGUCAAUCCACGACUUGGUCACAGACGGCCUGAUCACACUCUACAUCGAGACCAAAGCAGCUGAGUACAUCUCUAAGAUGACCAUUAACCCCAUUUAUGAGCACGUGGGAUACACCACGCUGAACCGCGAGCCAGCACUGAAGAAACCUGCACCCGUCAGCACAGACGCACCUGACUGGAAGGAGCCACCCGGGGAGGAAAGCGGCCUGGAAGAGAGGCUCAGCUCGCUGGUGCGCCGGGCCACACUGAAGGACAACGACCGCGUCCCCAAGUAUGAGAAAGUCCACAACUUUAAGGUACACACAUUCAGAGGGCCGCACUGGUGCGAAUACUGUGCCAACUUUAUGUGGGGGCUCAUUGCUCAGGGGGUCAAAUGCGCAGACUGUGGCUUGAAUGUUCAUAAGCAGUGUUCCAAGAUGGUUCCUAAUGACUGUAAGCCAGACCUGAAACAUGUGAAGAAAGUGUACAGCUGUGAUCUAACCACUCUGGUAAAAGCCCAUAAUUCCAAACGACCCAUGGUGGUGGAUAUGUGUAUACGGGAGAUCGAAUCACGAGGUCUGAAGUCAGAAGGUCUCUACAGAGUGUCUGGCUUCAGUGAUUUAAUUGAAGAUGUCAAGUUGUCCUUCGACAGAGAUGGGGAGAAGGCAGACAUCUCAGUGAAUACGUAUGAAGAUAUUAACAUCAUCACGGGUGCUCUUAAGCUCUACUUCAGGGAAUUGCCCAUUCCUGUUAUCACUUACGACGCAUAUCCACGCUUCAUCGAGGCUGCCAAGCUGACAGACCCAGAUGAGCGUCUCGAGGCGCUUCACGAAGCCCUGAAGCAACUGCCUCCUGCUCACUGUGAAACUCUGAGGUAUCUGAUGGGUCACUUAAAAAGGGUGACCCAGAAUGAGAAGGAUAACCUGAUGAACGCAGAGAAUUUGGGGAUCGUGUUUGGGCCUACUCUGAUGCGUGCACCGGACCUCGACGCCAUGACAGCACUGAACGACAUCCGCUACCAGAGGCAGGUGGUAGAGUCUCUGAUAAAGAACGAAGACAUCCUCUUCUAACCUGCCCAUCAUUCCACCUCUAAUAUGAAGGAACAAGUUUUUUUUUGUUUGUUUGUUUGUUUGUUUUUAAAUCAUGGACUGCAGCUUAUGCUGUGUUUUUCUUUUUGUGCAAAGACUUGAAACUGGAUAUGAAGGACCAUUGUAUAAUGGUCCGUUCUUCCCACACCUGGUGGACAAGUUCUAAUUGGUUAAUUUUUUUGUUUGUUUUUCUUGUUUAAUGGGCGUGGAUUACGUACCUUAAAUUUGCAUGUCUUCCUCCCCAUUUUUGUCGGGGCUUACGGUAACUGAGCGGUGGGACUCUGCAGAGCCAGUAGUGUUUAUUUUGUGGCAGUGUAGGGGUUACUGAGGAAUAAAAGCUAGCCUCGGCCUCCUCCUGCAGCAUGAGAUAAAGCUCGUGAAAUCUGAUGCGUCGUGACUGUACUUUUAUUUGUCCCAUGUAUGUACACUAGUUCCUAUUUGCCAAACGGGUUUUGUGUUUUGUGAAAACUGUAAAUGUGAGAUAUUCCAGUGUUUUGUUUGUUUGUUUGUUUGUUUGUUUGUUUGUUUGUUUGUUUGUUUUUUAAAGUGACACUUUACCUGAAAAGCUCAAAGUAAAAGCUGCUUCGGAAGACGUUUAAGCAAGAAACUUCCAUAAACUCCUAGUGGGCUUUAUAGCUAACAGAUAUAGUACCAGUAACAGUCUGUAUUAAUGUGAUGAAAUCCUGCUUAUCUCUGUCUUUAGGUUUUUCUUUGACAGAUUAGAUUUUGUACUUGCUGAGUUGCUUAUGUCAUUUUUGUAUGCCCAGUGUUUUACUAUUAGCUCAAUUUUUUCCAGUUUUAAAUUUGUACUGAAUAUUUCAUGAAUGUCAUUUUACCAGCCGUUACAAAUAGCUCUUCAAGUAAAGUGUCACUGUUGGGUUGGGGGUUUUUUUUUCCCCUUAAAAAACCUGACCUUUUUUUUUUUUUUUUUUUUUUUUUUUAAUCAUUUGUCUCUGCCUGUAAUCUGCCUUUUUCCUGCAGUACCUCUUCAGAUGACUCUCCAGAGGCUCUUCAGCUCUACUGAUGAAGGACAUUCCAAUCUGUUUACUACUCGGUGUCUAUCAUAGUAGUCUGGCCUUUACAGAAAUCUCUUGCACUCUGAACAGAAGUGGCGUGUGUUUUUGGUUGUAAUGUUUUUGUAUUUGUUUUGCUCAUGGAUUAAUUUA
Molecule: messenger RNA, 2976 nt
Organism: Neoarius graeffei (lesser salmon catfish)
Lineage: Eukaryota; Metazoa; Chordata; Actinopteri; Siluriformes; Ariidae
Gene: chn1
Product: chimerin 1
Exons: 13
Coding region: 413-1792 (459 amino acids)
Biological process (GO): signal transduction; regulation of small GTPase mediated signal transduction; positive regulation of GTPase activity
Molecular function (GO): GTPase activator activity
Source: RefSeq, a predicted model, not a curated record